AUGACAGGCCUGCACGGUUUUGAAGGAGAGAACUAUUAUAUCCCCAUGCACAACCGCACAGGGCUCGUACGGGAUCCUUUUGUGUAUGAGCAGUAUUAUUUAGCAGAUCCAUGGCAGUAUAAACUGCUGGCUGUCUACAUGGUUUUUCUGAUAAUGUUGGGUUUUCCUAUUAAUGGUUUGACCCUGUUGGUCACCGCACAGCACAAAAAGCUCCGACAGCCUCUUAACUACAUUUUGGUGAACCUGGCUGUUGCUGGUAUGGUCAUGGUAAUCUUUGGAUUCACCAUCACCAUGAGUUCGGCAGUCAAUGGCUACUUUUACUUUGGGCCUACUGCUUGUGCCGUUGAGGGUUUUAUGGCAACAUUGGGAGGUCAAGUAGCUCUUUGGUCACUGGUGGUGCUGGCCAUUGAGAGAUACAUUGUAGUCUGCAAGCCAUUGGGAAGCUUUAAAUUCUCUUCUACCCACGCCGUAGCAGGAAUUGCUUUUACCUGGUUCAUGGCGGCAACGUGUGCUAUCCCCCCUCUAGUAGGCUGGUCCAGGUACAUCCCUGAAGGUCUGCAGUGCUCGUGUGGACCAGACUACUACACCCUUAACCCCAAAUACAACAAUGAGUCCUACGUUGUUUACAUGUUCGUUUGUCACUUCAUCAUUCCUGUUGUCGUCAUCUUCUUCACUUAUGGACGCCUUGUGUGCACAGUCAAAGCAGCUGCAGCUGCUCAGCAGGAAUCAGCCUCUACUCAGAAGGCUGAGAAAGAAGUCACACGUAUGGUCAUCCUGAUGGUAUUGGGCUUCCUGGUGGCAUGGGUUCCCUAUGCCAGUGUUACUGCCUGGAUCUUCUUAAAUAAGGGAAGCGCAUUCAGUGCACAGUUCAUGGCUGUUCCUGCCUUCUUCUCCAAAACCUCGAGUAUCUACAACCCCAUCAUAUAUGUGCUCCUCAACAAACAGUUCCGUAACUGCAUGCUGACAACUCUGUUCUGUGGCAAGAAUCCUUUGGGAGAUGACGAGUCUUCAUCAGUGUCCACCAGCAAGACAGAAGUGUCCAGUGUGUCUCCAGCAUAG
Trichomycterus rosablanca is the source of this 1059-nucleotide messenger RNA. RefSeq names its product green-sensitive opsin-3. Bases 1 to 1059 code for a protein of 352 amino acids. The transcript has 5 exons. Gene Ontology annotation, molecular function: G protein-coupled photoreceptor activity. The record is from RefSeq and is a predicted model, not a curated record. Lineage: Eukaryota; Metazoa; Chordata; Actinopteri; Siluriformes; Trichomycteridae. Gene Ontology annotation, biological process: G protein-coupled receptor signaling pathway; visual perception; cellular response to light stimulus. Gene Ontology annotation, cellular component: photoreceptor outer segment; plasma membrane.